AUGAGCAAAGAACUGUUACACCGAGCUUCGAAAAAUCAACCCCGAAAGAAGAAUCAUCCUCCACCAAGACAAUGCAAGCUCGCACACAGCCCAAAAAACAAGGCAGUAUUUAACGGAAGAAAACGUGGAAUUAUUGGACCAUCCUCCAUAUAGUCUCAAUCUAAGUUCUAACGAUUUCUUUACUUUGAAAUUAAAAACAGACUGCGUGGUCAAAGGUUUUAGUCACCAGAAGAAGCAGUUGACGCAUUCAAAAAUGCCGUUUUGGAUCUGCCAGCAAACGAGUGGAAUAAGUGCUUCGAAAAUUGGUUCGAGCGCAUGCAGA
Molecule: messenger RNA, 322 nt
Organism: Acanthoscelides obtectus
Lineage: Eukaryota; Metazoa; Arthropoda; Insecta; Coleoptera; Chrysomelidae
Source: the annotation of a GenBank genome assembly